AUGGAGCACGGCUGCCGCCCCUCUCUGCUCUGCAGUCUCCCCUCCCUGCUUCUCCUCGCCCAGCUACUCACGUGGGGCUCUGCAGAUGAGUUCCAGGUGAUUGGCCCCUCAAUUCCCAUUGUUGCUGAGUUGCCUGGUAACGCCACUCUGCCCUGCUACCUGGCCCCACCAAUGAAUGCAGAGGACAUGGAGCUGCGGUGGUUCCGCACCAAGUUCUCAGAAGAGGUGUUCGUGUAUCGGAACCGCCGGGAGCAGAAUGAGGAGCAGAUGCCCCAGUACGCAGGGCGGACCUCGCUGGUGAGGGACCUCUUAACGCAUGGGGAAGCUGCUGUGCACAUCCAGAAGGUCCAGGCUUCAGACAACGGGAGCUACACCUGCUUCUUCCAGAAGGGAGGCCGCUAUGCAGAGGCCAUUCUAGAACUGCAGGUGGCAGGCCUGGGCUCUGCCCCUCAAGUGCACAUUGAAGGGCCGGAGCAGGACGGGGUCCGCGUGGUGUGCAAGGCCUCGGGCUGGUUCCCGAAGCCCCAGGUGCAGUGGACAGACCUCAGCGGGAAGAAGUUCCUGGAGUUCUCUGAGGCCCAUGCCCAGGACGCAGCAGGGCUGUUCAGCGUGGAGGCGGCUCUGGUGGUGAGAGACAGCUCUGCAGGGAGUGUGAGCUGCUCCGUCCUCAAUCCCAUCCUGGGCCAGGAGAAGGCGAUGGCCGUGUCCAUCCCAGCCUGGAGGAAGGCGCAGCUGUAUGCUGACUGGCGGAAGGAACUGUUCCAGGCCUGCUCUGCCCAUCAGACUCUUGCAGUCUCUCCUGAAAGGAAGAGUGUGACCUGCCAGACCACCCCUGAGGGCCUUGACGACAUCUACAGUGUGCUGGGCCUUGAGGGCAUCACGUCAGGAAGAUGUUACUGGGAGGUGGAGAUCAGCAAAGGAGAGUCCGGCGACUGGGUUCUGGGGGUCUGUCACAUCCACAUCAAGGUAAGGAUCAUCAUCAGCCCCCCCGUGCCCCCUCAGUCUCUGUCCAGCUCCAGAUCCCAGCAUCUGGUCAUCACCACCUCCUCUGCUGAGCACGGCCUUGGGGGAGCAUUCACGGGAAACACAAGUGUCCACGUUCUGUACAGUCAGAGACAUCAGUCCACAGAGCCUUUCCCCAAAUGCCCUUGUCACAAAUUUUCCAAGAAUCUUUCUGCCAACUCCUCGGCCAUCCCAUCACACUACUGGCCACAGCUGUGA
This is a messenger RNA of Lepus europaeus (European hare), 1221 nucleotides long. Its product is annotated as butyrophilin subfamily 1 member A1-like. Gene Ontology annotation, molecular function: signaling receptor binding. Bases 1 to 1221 code for a protein of 406 amino acids. Gene Ontology annotation, biological process: T cell receptor signaling pathway; regulation of cytokine production. Gene Ontology annotation, cellular component: external side of plasma membrane. The transcript has 7 exons. The record is from RefSeq and is a predicted model, not a curated record. NCBI's taxonomy places the organism in Eukaryota, Metazoa, Chordata, Mammalia, Lagomorpha, Leporidae.